Molecule: messenger RNA, 7306 nt
Organism: Microtus ochrogaster (prairie vole)
Lineage: Eukaryota; Metazoa; Chordata; Mammalia; Rodentia; Cricetidae
Exons: 50
Coding region: 186-6986 (2266 amino acids)
Source: RefSeq, a predicted model, not a curated record
AAACAAAAUAGAACUGGAGCUUCCUAGCCAAGCGAGGGCUCUACUUUCCUGGACCUGGGAAGCCAGACCUCCAGCGUUGGAGCUGCUGGUGUUGUGAGUCUCCUAAUACUGGAGGGAGCGGGGAUCUAGAGUGCGCUGCACAGGAGCCGGUCACUGGCAAGAGAUUCGGAGGAGCAAGCAGAACCAUGGAAAGUGUGUAUAAGUUCUCCUCCACAGAAAGGGUGCAGCUAUUGGAGAAGGACCUGGCUGUAAAGCUAAGCGAGCUGAAGGCCGAGCUAGAAGAACAGGGGCUCCGUCCAGGAACAGCCAACUGGACCUUCAGCUCUGUUCAAAUACCAAAGGAUGUCGCUCACUUUAGACGUGAACGGGAAGUGGCUCUGAAGAGAACCCUCCGGGUGGCGGAGUGCAAGCCCCUUGUUAUUCAGGCAGAUGUCCUGCAGAGGGAGCUAGAGAGCUGCCUGAGGAGAGAGUACACGCCGGAAAACCUCCCUCUGCUUCUGCUGCAGUAUUACACGGAGAGAAUUACACACCUGGCCCAGAGUAAACAUUUGCAUAUGCUGAGAUGGAAGUGGCUCUGCCAGACCAGCGAGAUCAUGGAAGAGCUCCACCCGCUGUACAAGAGACAAGUCGGCUACAUCAUGCAGGAGUUCAAUGAUGCAGUUCAGAGAGCAGAAAGACUGUCAGUGGCUAGAGAGAACUUCCUCAUGGGAAAAAGCAAUCCUCCCAACCUGGUGACGCUAGAAGACCUGACAAUCUACACCAGGUGGUUAGUGUGUCACCUGCACUCGCUCCGGCCCAUCCAUCACUACCUGCAGGCCCUCCAGUACUUGCCCGUCUCCAGAGCGCUGCGUCUAGCUGAUAACCGAGUCUAUGGACCUAGUGAGGAAAGGGAAAAUACCGGUGUGGCUGACCUUAGCUCUGCAUCUCCCGGUCCCACGGGUUCCAGCAUCUCAGGGCCAGGGAGAACAGAUACUACAUUCGCCCUGCCUCAGCACGUGAUGGAGCGGGAAAAACUAGAGCCUCGGCUGAGACACCUGCUCUCGCAUUUCCGUAUCCCCUACGACUUACAAAAGCUGAGAGACUCGGCCAAAGAGAUGGAGCUCUUUCCUUUGGUUUCUCAGCACUUCCAGAGCAUCUUCACGGAGCAGCAAAGGAUGCGGACGUUCCAAGACUAUGAGGCCUGGAGAGCUAGAGUGCAGAAUGUGUCAGGCCCUGCUGCCACCCUGAAAAAGAGAGCCACCUGGACUCCCUUUGUGAAGGUCAAGCCAAAAUGUGACCCUUGGCAGAAGAAGAUGUUAACCAGACUCAAAGAGCGGAAGAGAAUAGAUGAACUAAUGCAAGUCCAGUCAAAGAUUUUGAAGAUUUCUGACCCUGUGAAGGCCGUGCAGGUGCUCCAGGAUCACGCUGCAAGGACAGUGACCAUGGAUCCACAUCACUCCUCUUUCCUGACUUCUCAGCCUUUGCAUCCAUGCAGCUAUGAUCACAUCUGGCAGAGUAUUUAUAGCAACACCGACCUCUACCAGAAUGAAAAUGUGAAGGAUGAGGGUCUUUCGGUGGAACCAGGCGACGGUGACCUUGCGAAAACACAUCUCAGCCAAAGCUCUGAUGGGUCUCUCAAGCAGAAGACAGAGACCGGAAGCAGCUAUGCUAUGACCCUGCAACUGCUGGGCUUGAGCGACGGGACUGAGCCUGAGCGGAAUCCUGUCCUGAUGAGAGGGGCCUACUUCUCCUUCCUGUGUCUGCGUCACCUGCACAUCCGGGAGCUACAGCGCGUCUGUCUGGGAGUUCUUAACUACUUCAGAUCCAUUGAGCGGACUUUGACGAUCAACACUUCAGGCCUUACCUUGGUCUCAGGGAAGCUGGUCCCCACCGUGGGAGAUAAUUCCUGGGUAAAUAUGGCAAAAGGAGGCUUGGGCACCUUGCAAGGCCUGGGAGAUCACCACUAUGUCCAUGGGACACCUGCUGACCACAAGGUCCAUAGCGUGCAAUUCCUGGAGUUCUCGGAAGCUGAAAACCAGGAUGACUUCCACAGCACGCAGGCUGGCUGUGUCCACACUCAGGACCAGUUUGGCCUGUAUGUCAUGUAUGACAGCGCCUUGCAAGAUCUGGAGGAGCUGGAGUCAGAACUGCUGCUCAUUGCCAGCCAUUACAUUGAGAAAGAAAAAAGUCACAGAGAGGAUAGCCAGUCACAGAGCAGCCAGUGUUGGGGCUGGGCUCAUGCCAGUGUGGACAGAUUUGCCGUGCUGUAUGACCUGUGGACCUGGGAAGCGAAUCUUCUAGAAAGCAAACGCCAGCUUCUCGAUAGUUACUUUGAAGCCUACCAGCACACACUGGACACCGAAGAGCGCUUCACUUUGGCACAAGCUAUGACCGACAUUAUACACCGACGCCCCAAGUUUGAUCUCAGCUGCUCGUAUUUCACUAAGGCCUACCAAGAUGACUGUACCUGCCUCAGGCUUCACCGGCAGCUAGUGAGGAGCGUCCUCAACCAUCAGCUAGAGCAGCAGCGGGAAUAUGUGCAGACGCUCUGGCGAGGGGAUCAGCCAGCUCUCAAGACAUUCGGACUUCCCCUGAACGUAAUUCACAAACAAUUUGUUUCCAUCAACAGCAGCUGCCCAACCUCAGAAAAUGUCCAUCUGUUGGAGUUCCACCCUUCCCUGGGUCUGGUUGGGCUCAUCCCUAAAGCCCUGGAGCACCUGUUGCGUGAGGCUUGCCACGCCCACAAGCCUGCAUCAUCCAGUGGGCUCGCCCAGCUGGAACAACGCGUCUUACAGCUCGCCCUGGACCUGUGGCUCACCCCGGCCAGGCCCGAGGCCUGGUACAGCGCACAACUCCAGAGAGAUCUCUUUUCAGCUAAAGUGAUGGGUGAUCCCUUUCUCGUGGAAGAGGUGGUCCUGCUUGCGCUCAGGUCUGCGAUGGACAAAGGGCAGAGACAAGGCCAAGAUUUCCACGCACUGCUCCUGGAGACGUUCUCGAAACUUCUGGAACUCCUGACCCUCCGCCACCGACUGGUAGAAAUGACUGUGGAGAGUGCGUCCUUGGCUCGGCUGUAUAAGGAGUUGGCACAGGAGAUGGGUUUUGAAGAAUUCCAUCUGUACCUGAGGCCUGUUCACUUUGAGUUUGCAUCACACAAGGACAAAAUGGACCCUCCCCCUCCUGUCUUUAUGACGUCUUUGCUGGAGGACAGCAGUCGAGUGGACAGGUACUCCCCCGCUGCCCUCGACUUAGCCAUCGCUGAGCUGGGUGACAACCAAAUUGGCAAGUUCAGCUGCUAUACACAAGACGCCAUCCUCAAGCUCUUGCUCCAUUCGGGAGUGGAAAAUAUGCAAGUGACCCUCGCCUGCCAAACUGCUCAGAAGAAUGCUUUGAUGGUGGCCAUUCAACAGGUGUUCUUCUAUGACAUCCCUGCAGUAGACAGUCCUGUUGAUACCAAGGGAGCAAGUUUGGCUCUGAGGCAUCAUGGCAGAAGAAGUCCAACCAGAAGGGAAUCCAGGACUUCCAGUGGCACAGAGUGUAUGCUACUAGCCCCAACUCCAAAAGCUCCGGACACCUUUACUCAUUCUUCAGAAGGAUUUAAGACUACCAAAAGGGCUCCAGAGGCCUUCGUGUCCAUUCAGCUAGAAAAGGUGGGUUUGCGGGACACCAUGCUGAACACCUUCCUGUGCAGAAAACAGACAACGGCUGACCAGAUGGAGAGCCCUGAUGACAUUGAAAAAGUCAAGAGAGAACUAAUAGUUGAAUAUUGCCAAAAGUUGAGCCGCCGCAUGUCUCACUGUGCCCUUCGGGGUCAGAUCAUGGCAUACUGCAAUAGCCUGAGAGUUCUGCUGGACGACUUUCCUGCCAUCAGGGACACCUUCUUCAUGGUGGGACAACCCAAUGAGAAGAAGGGCUUGAAGGACUCCAGUGCGGAAUUCAAGGCUGAUCCCAGGAGUUUCCAGCCUCGGCCUCGAAGCUUGCUGUCAGCUGACGGAAGAGUCUUCCUCAACUUAUGGUUUAUUCCCCACCCUUCUGAAGUGCUCCUUAUGUUCAAAACUCUGCCGGAAGAGGCAGCCUUUAGAGCCCUGAAACUGACUGUCCAGCUUGUGGCUUCUCUCCACGACAUAGUGGCCUACCUUUUCAGUUUUGCCAAGCUUGGCAAUUGCCCAAUGGGCUUUGACUUUCCUCUAAGCCCUCACCCUUUGAAGAGUGACUGGGGAGGAGCCGAGGGCAUUGGGUCCGAGCUUCAGGAACUGCAGAAAAUGAUUGACAGUCUCCAGAGUCCCCAGGAUCCGGCUCAGGUGGCCCAGGCCCUCCUCCUCCGCAGGGAGGUGACGUGGCUGCAGUUUGAUGCUGCAAUGAGACAUCUCCUCCGAACAUUUUUGGCAGCAGGAAAUGCUCCCGCCCACCAGUCUGUCGCAGAUGGUGUGUGCCAUGGUUUGCCACCACUGAGCGACUCUCUCAGGAGGAGCAUCUUUUCUUCAGGGCUCAGCCUGCCCCAGCCGCUAGAUCCACGGAGUCUCCAGGCAGUUACGAUGUUUCCAUGGAGGGCGUUUCUGGAAGAUGGUGGACCAUUUCCAGUUAUGAGCAGCGUCCCAAACACCUUAGAGUAUGAUAUGCAGAUGUGUCUCUGCAGACUGAGUGACCGUGACCGCAAAGUGGCCCAUGGAGAGCUGGUGGGUGUGCAGGUGCUAAUGGACGAUGUACUUCUGGGCAGCUAUCACGUGACCACGGAAGGGUCUCCUGGAUUGCAGGCCACACUGGACACUGCACAGCCACACUGGUCCAGACUGCCAGGACUCUGCCCAAGUGCGUUGGAAAGUCUCCCAAAGGCUUCCACUUUGCUGGAGGGCCCAGGAGAUGCAGUGCUGUCCCUUGUUCUGUUGAGGUCCUUCCUCAUCCUGUGGAAGCAGCUGGAAGUGCUCAAGGAACACUGGGGCCGACUCAGGCUUCAAGGCCAGGAGAUCAACUCUGCCUCUCACCACAAACAGUUCUCAGAGCUCUAUGAAGCUGACAUUUUCUACCCCAGCCUGAAAUCUUUAGCCAGAAAGAUGGGCAAAGAAGAUGAAUUUGAAGGACUAAUAAUAAGAAGCCAAUCUAUUCUUCCCCCAAAGGGAGCCUCAGAAAUCGAAAUAAAAACCCAGCAGCUCCAGAAGCUUCUGGAAAGUUUAGAAAUUUAUAUGAUCCAAGAGGUACUGAAGAAAGUUAGUAGAGAGAUGAGCCUGCUUCUAUCAGAAAAGUCCAAGAAGGAGCCUGCCCUCCCAACAGAACUUUGGAAACACCAGGUCGUGAAAGAAAACUUUUCAGUUGUGAGACCCCAGAUCGUGGAGAAAUUUGUACAGAAACUGAUGGAGGGUUCCCAAGACGAUGGGCCCGAGCCUGCUCUGAGCAUCCUCUUUAAGCCAUUAGUAGCAGUGAAGACAGGACAGUCCCAAAGGCCCCAAGCUGCCCACACACUAGACCUCCCAGGCUGUGCAGCUGUGUCAGACCCGAUCAUCCUGGAGCCCGUCCAGAGGAGGGUGGUGGUUUCUACUGGAAAAAUCUGGGCCAAUGCGGGGAAGCGGGAGGAUGAAACCUGUUCCAGCUGCCUCUACAGGAGUAGGGACCUGAAAGCCUUGACUUCUCGUGGCUUCAGGUUUUCAUCAAAGCCAAACCAGGAAGUUCCCUUUGCCAUUAGUAAACCCUUUCCCCACAAAAACAUUGGGAUUCUGAUACCUUGCCGUGGUGCCAACAGCUUCCUGGAGCACACUGCCCAGAGAAGUCAAGUUCCUCCUGAAGACUGUGCUAGUCAGGUUGCAGAGCUCAGCCAUGACUUGAUCAUGGAAAUCACUGCUCUGAGAGCCCAGCUCACGGAUCUAGAAGAGGAGACUCUGGAUCUAAAACACCAGAUUAGAAAAGAAGUCCAGGAGGAGUACAGAGAAUUAGUGCAAGCUUUGUUUAUGACCUGCUUACACAUAAAGGAGGCGCUGGAUGAGAAUCAGUUUAAUUUGAUCCAGAGAGUGUGUGAGCUCAUCGGUGAAGUGAGAGCCGAAGGGACUGCCAACGUGAAGCAGCUCAAGAAAACCUGGGGCUCUGCCAGACCCGAUGAAGGAACAAAAGAGAACACAGGCAAAGAGCAGCUGCGCCCCUCGGAGCAGGACGACAGGGGCACCCUGGCUGCUGUAGUGUGCAAAGUGCGGAGCCUGGGCCGCUGGCGUCUGGCUGCACAGCAGGCUCAUCUCAGAGGUCAGCUGAGCAAGGCAGAGAAGGAAUCUAUUCACAGCCAAAGAGAAUGUGUGAGAAUCCAGCUCAUGGCAGAGCAAGAAGUGGGGUUACUACAUCAACAGCUACGGGCUGCCAGGCAGGCCCUGGCCAAAGCUCAGACUGACAACAGGAAGCUGUGCCGGCAGCAGGAUACCCAGGCUCAACUGCUGAGGGAGUUGGAACACAGAGUGACUCAAGACUCUGUCACGCGGCAGCAGCUGGAGAUCCUAAGAACAUCUGGCAUGGAGAAGCUCCUAGAAGAUGUGGAGCAAAAGGAGCAAGAACUGCAGCUCCUGACAGAAGAGGCCCAGCGGGCUUUGAAAAUGGGCCAGCUGCAGUGGAAGAAGAUGGACAGAGACCUGCAGCAGAUGAGAAGCCAGCUUGCCCAGGAGCGUAGUAUGAAGCUGGAUGCCUUCCAACGCGUGCGGGAGCUACAGAGUCAGCUUCAUGACACGGAGCAGCCACCUCUCCAGAUGGGCUGCCCAGCUGGGCUUACACCCCAGACCCACCGCUCCCUAAACUCUGCUGCUGCAUUAUCCAGAUGCUCCCACCAGCGGUUUCCAAAGACUAAUCUUCUUGGCAAUAAAAUGGCAAGAAGGAUUCAAAGGCCAAAGACAGUACCAAUUAAGCAGAAAAAAAGGAUUGAUGAUAGUUCUCUACCCAAUGUGGCAGAAAAUGCUCAACUUACAACUUUUCCAGUCCAAACAGCUCCAUCCAGGAUUUCAUUCAGAACUGAGAGUAUGUGGCAGACGGUAUCGAAGAACUGAGAUGAAGUCAUCUAGAGUGUCCAGAUGAAGCCGGAUUUUGGUCCCAGAUUUGAAACCUUUCAAGCACUGGUUUGCAUUCUACAAGUUCUCUCAGGCUCCUGGUUGCCCAGAAGUCUCUCUGCUUGAGUUUUGAGUAACAAAGUAGGCAGGGUGGUCCAAGACAGAGGGCCCUGAUGCUGAGCUGUCCUUACUAAGAAGUCAAGGCUCAGGCCUGGUGCUGGCGGUUCUUAGGGCCCCAUUCAGUUCCAGCUCUCACGUGGUAGCUCACAGUUAUCUGUAACUCUAGUUCCAGAGGACCUGAUGCUGUCUUCUGGCCUCCA